AAGAUGAUUGGUUUUGUAGGUUUAUGUGACAAUGUACCUCAACGAUUGUCAAAGAACUGAUUUCUAUGAAGGUAUAUUGGUUUAAACACAAAGGAGUUUGACAUGCACGUCAUCAUUGAGACAAACCGAACCACGGCUAGAAUAUUCCCGGCAGUGUUGGAUGUUGAGAACCCUGAGUUCAAGAGGAAGCUAGAUAGAAUGGUUGUGAUCAAUGAGAAGCUGAUGGCUGUAGGACAAACAGACGAUCCUUCCUUUGUCAAGAACCUCAAGAGGAUUCCUCUCAUUGCUGGUUUAGUAUCUGAGAUCUUGGCUGCCUAUCUCAUGCCUCCUGUUGAGUCUGGAUCUGUUGACUUUGCUGAGUUUGAGCCUAAUCUUGUCUAUUAAGUUUUUGAGGCUGGU
Molecule: messenger RNA, 399 nt
Organism: Brassica rapa (field mustard)
Lineage: Eukaryota; Viridiplantae; Streptophyta; Magnoliopsida; Brassicales; Brassicaceae
Product: magnesium-protoporphyrin IX monomethyl ester [oxidative] cyclase, chloroplastic
Biological process (GO): photosynthesis; chlorophyll biosynthetic process
Cellular component (GO): chloroplast thylakoid membrane
Molecular function (GO): metal ion binding; magnesium-protoporphyrin IX monomethyl ester (oxidative) cyclase activity
Source: RefSeq, a predicted model, not a curated record